AUGGUAAUAUCUAUGCUCGCGAAUGUUAUGGUAAUACCUAUGCUCGCGAAUGAAAGAGCUCCACAAUCUAUGCCGGACUCUGUUGUGCGACUGCUCCACAAGAAAGGAAACUGCCUGGACAUAGGAAACUACCGACCAGUAGCACUAUUGUCCGUCGUGUACAAAUUGUUCACCUCGAUACUUCGAAGAAGAGCUACGCGUGAACUAGAGGCUGCUCAACCCAUCGAGCAAACUGGUUUCCGAUCCGGAUUCUCGACAUCGGAAAACACCCUGGUCGUGACCGAGAUGAUCCAGAAGUCUCAGGAAUACAAGUUCCCCUUGUACCUGAUGUUCGUCGACUACAAGAAAGCCUUCGAUUCUGUGGAGUUCGGCUCUCUCUGGACGGCUCUCAGCGAGUUUGGAGUCCAUUCGAAGAUCGUUAUGACUCUGAAAAACAUCUAA
Caenorhabditis auriculariae is the source of this 441-nucleotide messenger RNA. The record is from the annotation of a GenBank genome assembly. Lineage: Eukaryota; Metazoa; Nematoda; Chromadorea; Rhabditida; Rhabditidae.